CGAGAGCAACAAGCCCGGUCCUCUUUCUGUCAUCCCCAGCCAGGCUUAGCUGCUGACAGCUGCUUUGGAACUCUGCUGCCAGGCCCUGGCUGGCUUGGCAACCUCUCUGCUUCUCGGCCACAGUUCUCCCAUGGCUCAGAAAGAAGAGGCCGCCGAGGCCGCGGCGUCAGCCUCCCAGAAUGGAGAUGAUUUGAAGAACCUAGAAGACGACCCCGAGAAGCUGAAGGAAUUGAUCGACCUGCCGCCUUUUGAGAUUGUCACUGGGGAGCGGCUGCCUGUCAACUUCUUUAAAUUUCAGUUCCGGAAUGUAGAAUACAGUUCCGGGCGAAACAAGACCUUUCUCUGCUAUGUGGUUGAAGCCCAGAACAAGGGAGGCCAAGUACAGGCAUCACGGGGCUACCUGGAGGAUGAACAUGCGGGUGCCCAUGCUGAGGAGGCUUUCUUUAAUACAAUCCUGCCAGCUUUCGACCCGGCCCUGAAGUACAACGUCACCUGGUAUGUGUCCUCCAGCCCCUGUGCUGCUUGCGCUGACCGAAUUCUUAAAACCCUCAGCAAGGCCAAGAACCUGCGCCUGCUCAUCCUGGUGUGCCGGCUCUUCAUGUGGGAGGAGCCAGAGGUCCAGGCCGCUCUGAAAAAGCUGAAGGAGGCCGGCUGCAAACUUCGCAUCAUGAAACCCCAGGACUUCGAGUACAUCUGGCAGAAUUUUGUGGAGCAAGAAGAGGGUGAAUCCAAGGCCUUUGAGCCCUGGGAGGACAUUCAGGAGAACUUCCUAUACUAUGAGGAGAAAUUGGCAGACAUCUUGAAGUAGGCAAAAGAGCUCAGCCUUCCGUCUGCCUGCUGCCACCCAGAGAAGCAGUGACACAGAUGGCAUCCAGGACAUGCCUGUCUUCCGAUUAUACUUGGAGUUGGACACUGGACAUCAAUCAAUUGUAUUGGACAAGACCCUCCCUCAGCGAACUCAAAGCGUACCUCAGACUGUCAUUCAUUCGACCAUGCCUUUUGUAAUAUGGCUACUGGGGGAAAGAAAAUUGAAGGCAAGAGAAGCAACUAUAUGUGGGCACCAGGUACCUGGGGGUGGAGGGUCUUGUUGCCUCUCCAGGGAUGGUACCUGAGACAAAGGUACAGACCUUGGAAAUACAUCAAGAAGUGUUUUGAAUUGAGCUGUUCUUUU
Messenger RNA from Acomys russatus (golden spiny mouse), 1171 nucleotides. RefSeq names its product apolipoprotein B mRNA editing enzyme catalytic subunit 2 (gene Apobec2). The coding region runs from base 131 to 808 and encodes 225 amino acids. The record is from RefSeq and is a predicted model, not a curated record. Gene Ontology annotation, biological process: cytidine to uridine editing. Lineage: Eukaryota; Metazoa; Chordata; Mammalia; Rodentia; Muridae. The transcript is spliced from 3 exons. Gene Ontology annotation, molecular function: RNA binding; cytidine deaminase activity. Gene Ontology annotation, cellular component: cytoplasm; nucleus.